AUGUCCGACCUGGGAAGGACUGAGGCCGUCAAGAAGCUUCCCAAGAAGAAGAAGAAGGAGGGAGAGGUCUUAUCAAAACAGAUUGCAGGGAAAUCGCCUACUCAAAAGAAGCCCAAGAAGAAAAGCGACGUUGAAGAGGUACCGCAGGACAGUGCGCCUCCACAACCGUCGGCAGAGGACGUCAACAUGCCGGAGAGUUCCAACGUGGUGAAGGAUACCAUCGAGCAAGAAGUGAAGCUGGAUAACUCGGAGGACCAGAAGGUGAAUUCGGAGCCAUCCAAGCCGCAGCCGGUAGAAGAAGGGCCUCUCGAGAAGGAAUCGACGGAAGUAGAGAACGAAAAGAAAGUCGGAGAUGUGAAUGAAGAAGUUAACAACACAAUAGAAGAAAUGAGGAAGAAGAUAGGAGAAGUACGGGUGAUUGAGAGCAUCGAAGAGGACAAGGCGAUAGUUGUACACACACCAUCCAAGUCAGCUCAGUACAAGGUAAGGUCUUUCUAACAGUACCUACUCUUAGCGAUGAUAAAACAAUAUUAUCUUAUUGGGCAUCUUUAUCUAUGUUAAGUGUUGUCGACAAAUAUUGACAAAUGCCUCGUUUAUUUAAUAAUUAAUAAUGGUAAAUUAAAAAGUUCAUUCUGAUAAUAAAGUGGUUUUGGUUUCAUUGCUAUGGAAGUAUACCAUUGAGCAGUUUUUCUUCGUUUAUUCAUUUUUCACUUAUAAUUUUAAAAAGAAAUAAAAAAACUAAAUUUCACUAAGGCAUCAAACAGAAAAGCAUAUGAUUGUUCAUUAC
This is a messenger RNA of Nezara viridula (southern green stink bug), 787 nucleotides long. Lineage: Eukaryota; Metazoa; Arthropoda; Insecta; Hemiptera; Pentatomidae. The record is from the annotation of a GenBank genome assembly.